This is a messenger RNA of Anisakis simplex (herring worm), 483 nucleotides long. Lineage: Eukaryota; Metazoa; Nematoda; Chromadorea; Rhabditida; Anisakidae. The record is from the annotation of a GenBank genome assembly.
AUGAAUGAAUUGCAAAACUCGAUGAAAUUCGUAAUUGAUAGUUGUGUGCAAACACUGCAAACGAUAAAUAAACAACAAGAACAGUUGAAUGCACUGUUGAGAAUCAAUUCCAUUGAUGGCGGGCAAGUAAAUUCAACUCGGAGUGAAAUUGAACGUUUACGCAACGAUAUCUCAACUGUUAAAUCACUUCUAUUGAAUCAAAAUCAGUUCGCUGCAAUACCCAAUGGUACUCUCCAUCCCACUAGAAAUCACCUCAAUAACACUACCAAUAAUACUGAUAACAUCAACUUCAAACCCGUAGCGUUACCGUCAUGGCAAAGACCAAAGAAUGCAGAGCAAAAUCAGUGCUCAACACAAAGUCCCAACAGUUUUGGAGCAUCAGGAGAUGAUGUGAAUGCGGUAUCUCGUAAGAAAGAUUCAGCAUCUGAUAUCGAUAGUGACAAGGAGUUCGAACGUUUGAAUGUGAAUGGAUCAUCGGCUUGA